Trichomonas vaginalis G3 is the source of this 372-nucleotide messenger RNA. RefSeq lists its product as uncharacterized. The record is from RefSeq and is a predicted model, not a curated record. Bases 1 to 372 code for a protein of 123 amino acids. The transcript has a single exon. Lineage: Eukaryota; Parabasalia; Trichomonadida; Trichomonadidae.
AUGGCCAAAACACCUCUUUAUGAGAAUUUCAAUGACAUACUACAAUUCGCAAACUCAAAUUCCUCUUCUUCUACAGAAAACUCUACAACUACAGAUUCUACAUCUCAAGGAAUUCAAUCUCAAAAUUCAAAUUUUCCAAAUGAAAAUUUGGAAAAUUCCCAAAAUGCAGAAUCAACUGAUGAUUUUCAAUCAUUAAUAACGCCAAUACAAGAAGAUCAUUUUCCUUCUGCCAACGAACUAAAACAAGGGUUUGAUAUUGCCCAUGAUGUUUUAAUUAGUCCGCCACCUGAGAAUCAACAUCCAGAAAUUGAUGAAGAAGAGACACAAAAAGCAAUUUAUCUAUUACAAAACUUAGACUUUCCUAAGAAAUAA